UUUUAUUCCAGGUAUAAAAGCCUAAGCUGCAUUGUUUGAAGGCUUUAGUAGACAAAUCAAAUAAACGCCGUGAGCAAUAUCCAAGUCAAACAAAUCAAAAGGCAAACAAGCGAAAUACACACUCACACGCGCAUCCACAUACAAUGCAGGGAUAUUUGAAAAUGACGAGCUCUGUGCUGCUAUUGCUCCUGUUAGUGUUGGUCGUGGAAAUUAACUGUGGUGAGCGUAGUAUCAGGCCGACAAGGACGAUCAAUGACAGCGAGGAGGAAGGCUUAUACACGCCUGAUUUAAGAGGCAUUUAUGUGGCCGGCAAUGCUGGGCAAUAUGUGCCAGAUAACACUGGUUAUUAUCACCCGACCGGCGAGGAAGGCAGGUGGUCGCCCGAUGGUUUGGGUGUCUAUCACGAUGAUCUGAAGUGGCGCUAUGUGGCGGACAAUAGUGGAGCAUGGGUGCCAGACAACAACGGCAAUUAUGAUUCAUCGCAAGAGGCACAAGGUGUCUACCAUCCAGACGGUAGUGGCGUUUAUCACGCGGAUAAUACAGGCGCCUAUUCUGCGAAAUACUACUGAGCAGUUUAAUAACUUAGAAAGCAAUCGAAAUUGAAUGCAAUUGAUAUUUGAGACGUGUGAAUGAACGACGUGGGAAAUUUUCAAAAACAACAAAAAAAAAUUUACGAUAACUUAUGACUGCCUUAAGUGAAUUGAAUAAAUUGUGGCUCGUUUUAUGCAAAUAUCAUUUUGUA
Molecule: messenger RNA, 742 nt
Organism: Rhagoletis zephyria (snowberry fruit fly)
Lineage: Eukaryota; Metazoa; Arthropoda; Insecta; Diptera; Tephritidae
Source: RefSeq, a predicted model, not a curated record